Molecule: messenger RNA, 590 nt
Organism: Solea senegalensis (Senegalese sole)
Lineage: Eukaryota; Metazoa; Chordata; Actinopteri; Pleuronectiformes; Soleidae
Gene: rps14
Product: ribosomal protein S14
Exons: 5
Coding region: 85-540 (151 amino acids)
Biological process (GO): maturation of SSU-rRNA from tricistronic rRNA transcript (SSU-rRNA, 5.8S rRNA, LSU-rRNA); translation; ribosomal small subunit assembly
Cellular component (GO): ribosome; cytosolic small ribosomal subunit
Molecular function (GO): mRNA 5'-UTR binding; structural constituent of ribosome; small ribosomal subunit rRNA binding
Source: RefSeq, a predicted model, not a curated record
GGGUCUGAACGCCUCAACUUUGGCGCCGGAAGCGGAAAUUCUUUCCUUUCUUGUUUCUGCUUGUUGAAGAGACGCUAUUAGACGAUGGCUCCUCGUAAAGGGAAGGAGAAGAAGGAGGAGCAGGUCAUCAGUCUUGGUCCUCAGGUAGCCGAAGGAGAGAACGUGUUUGGCGUCUGCCACAUCUUCGCCUCCUUCAACGACACCUUCGUCCACGUCACCGACCUCUCUGGAAAGGAGACAAUCUGCCGCGUGACCGGCGGCAUGAAGGUGAAAGCCGACAGAGACGAGUCGUCUCCAUACGCCGCCAUGUUGGCGGCCCAGGACGUCGCCCAGCGCUGCAAAGAACUGGGCAUCACAGCGCUGCACAUCAAGCUGAGGGCCACCGGAGGGAACAGGACAAAGACUCCAGGUCCUGGAGCUCAGUCUGCGCUCCGAGCUCUGGCUCGGUCCGGCAUGAAGAUCGGGCGCAUCGAGGACGUCACUCCAAUCCCGUCAGACUCGACCAGGAGGAAGGGCGGUCGCCGAGGUCGUCGUCUGUAAAUCCACACGCAUUUUUUUUCCUGACAAUAAAAAGAUUUCAGUCGAAGAAA